Messenger RNA from Bipolaris zeicola 26-R-13, 315 nucleotides. RefSeq lists its product as uncharacterized. The annotation marks the transcript as partial. The transcript has a single exon. Lineage: Eukaryota; Fungi; Ascomycota; Dothideomycetes; Pleosporales; Pleosporaceae. The record is from RefSeq and is a predicted model, not a curated record.
CAAGCCCCCACACCUACCCUCAAAAUUCCGCCCAGAAAUGCGAAAAAAGCAAACACGAUCCCCACCAUGCCGAUGAGAAAAGGUAAGCAUCAACAUCUGAAACACACACCCUCCCCCUUCCUACCCCCCACAAAUACUCUAUCUGCAACAUGCAGGCUGUUCAAACCCAACCAUCAGCAUUACGAGAAGCCACACAAAAAAGCAAAAAAGCCCAUCUUGCAUUCCUGCCCCCAUCGUGCAUACACGUACGCCAUGCCAUGCAUCUUGCUUCCGUCAGCCAGCCCCAAAAAAACCCACUACCCUCAUCCUCCCUAG